Molecule: messenger RNA, 1689 nt
Organism: Diorhabda sublineata
Lineage: Eukaryota; Metazoa; Arthropoda; Insecta; Coleoptera; Chrysomelidae
Gene: Ifrd1
Product: interferon-related developmental regulator 2
Exons: 7
Coding region: 253-1536 (427 amino acids)
Source: RefSeq, a predicted model, not a curated record
GGAGAAAGUCGAAUUUGAACGACAAAUGACAAUAUAACAUUUUUUCGCCAUUAAACGGCACUAAGUUGAUCAUAUUUUGUUCAACUGAAAACAUGUUAUUGAGUUUUACGACCAUUUUAUCUAAAAUUAAAUGUCAAGUGUUGAGCAAAGGUGUUCGAAAAACUUUAAAAAACAAUCUACCGUCUUGAUCGAGUGCUAAAUUAGUUGUUUUAUUUAGUAAAUUUAAGAAUAAGUUUGUUUAAUUUUGUGACCAUGCCGAAAGGAAAACGAAAGGGAAGGUCUGAUCGCAGGCGAUAUGACGGUUCCUUUAACUCAUCAGAUGAUGAAUCAUUUAUGGAUAACGCAAGCAUUAUCAGUAACAGUUCAGAAAUUAGAAGUGGUGAAGACGGUGAUGAUCCUGAGAUGCUUCAAGAACAACUUGAAGAGAAAUUAUGUGAAAAUAUUGAUGGUCUUAGCCAAAAAUCGUCCCAAGGCAGAAUAAAUUGCUUCGAAACAUUAACUAAGGCUUUUAUAAAAAAAUGCAUGCCUGUUUUUAUCAGAGAUCGGUACUUUACGAUUUGUGAUAGUAUAGAGCGUAGUUUGAAAAAAGGUGCCGCCGCUGAAAAAAUAGCAGCAGUAGAAUUGGCUGCAGUUAUUUGUGUACAACUUGGCGGUGAAGAGGCUACCGAAGAAAUAUGCCGGUUAUUAAAACCUCUGCUACUUACUUUAAUUUGUGAUAAUACCGUUUCUCCAUUGGUUAGAUCAAAAUGUUGUGUAGCUCUGGGAAAUAUAACGUUCCUCUCUGGAGGUGAAAUUGGAGAUGUUAUUCUAUUAAUGCAACAGUUUGAAACAAUAUUUUCCGCCAGUUACUUAAAAGGAGAUGGUAGUGUUCCGACAAUUAGUCCUGAUAUUGGUGUUCUGCAUGCUUCUGCUAUCCAAGCUUGGAAUUUAUUGUUCACUUUACUAUCACCGGGAAAUAUUGGAACUAUGAUCAACAAUUCUAAAGCUUUACCAUCGUUAGAAAAAUUAUCAGAACUUUUGGAAUCCCCUCAUCUGGAUGUCAGACUAGCAGCUGGCGAAGCGCUGUCAUUAAUAUUCGAAUUAGGAAGAGAAGAAUGUGAUGAUUUUGAAGAAAAUUUUGCUUUAGAUGUAACAGAAAAUUUGAAACAGCUAGCUACAGAUUCUCAUAAAUAUAGAGCCAAAAAAGAUAGAAAACAACAGAGGGCCACAUUUAGAGAUAUACUACAAUUUAUAGAGAACGACGUAGUACCAGAAUUACAAAUUAAAUUCGGAAAAGAAACGUUGAUGCUCGAUAGCUGGGUAAGGAGGAAACAAUAUGAAAUGUUAUGUAAUAUUUUAGGUCCGAGUAUUAAUGUUCAUUUAACGGAUAAUGAUUUACUUCGUGAAAUAUUUGAAAUCAUAGUACCACCUCCAGUGGCCACAACACCAAACCAAGAUCAAAUGAACCGGUAUAGAAAACGUUUAUUGAAUGCAGCCAACUACAAAGCAAGAACUGUGUCCAGAGCAAGAAAUAGAGACAAAAGAUCAGAUUUCUAGUUACCAUUAUCUUGAAGAAUAUUCCGCACAACGUUUUUUUUAUUAUUUCUACUACUUGAUCAAUAUUAAAGUAUUCAACCCAAUUUUUAGGUGUAAUUAACUGUUUUUUUUUGUAAAUUUCAUUUCCUGCAAUAUAUCUUUAUAAUCGGUGAA